Molecule: messenger RNA, 846 nt
Organism: Peronospora belbahrii
Lineage: Eukaryota; Oomycota; Peronosporomycetes; Peronosporales; Peronosporaceae
Source: the annotation of a GenBank genome assembly
AUGACAGCCGACGUAAAUUCUGCUGCUGCGGCUUGUCCACAGCCAAAACACAAGACGCCAGCAAAGGGAUGUCCCGUGGAUCAGAUUAAGAACAAGAGCAAGAAAAAUGCUGCGUGCCCUGUUGAUGAUGGAGUGGACUUGGGUCUUAGCGCUGAGAUGAUGCGCGUAACUAAUGAAGCUUCGGGCUUUAUCGUACGAGGGUCUACAGAGGCCGUACAGCUAUCACAAGCGCGUGCAGUCUCCUCAAUUCCUAAAGGAUAUAUUACACCAGAUCACCAAUCAGAAUCCAAUAAGGACAAGUGGGAGUACCCAAGUGAGGAAAUGUAUUUCAAGGCCAUGAAGCGCAAGGGCUGGACACCAGAUGCACAACAGAUGAAGACCCUUGUAGCGAUUCACAAUGCGGUAAACGAACAGAGUUGGAAGGAAGUAUUGAAAUGGGAGAGGUUUCAUCCAGCAAAAGAGCCCGUUAAAUUGAAGAAGUUUAUGGGCAAACCGACCGAAUAUAGUCCCAAGGCCAAGAUUAUGAACAUUAUGGGCUGGUCUGUGCUGCCAUUUGACCGACACGAUUGGGUUGUGGAUCGAGACGGCAAAGAGGUGCGCUACGUAAUCGAUUUUUACUCAGGUCAACCCGAACCUGGUCGUCCGUUGAGUGUUUAUCUUGACGUAAGACCUGCGCUGGACUCAGUCGAGGGACUUGUAGAUCGUGUGCGGUGGCAAUUUUAUGACAAAGUCAUGCCACUUCUGCCCUUUGGCGGUGCCAUAUUCGGCAGUGCUGCUGCUAAGAAGCAUGAAGACACGACGGACGAGCAAAGUGGCCACUCGAAAAUCACUCCGAAGACCAAAUAG